Molecule: messenger RNA, 2106 nt
Organism: Pelagomonas calceolata
Lineage: Eukaryota; Pelagophyceae; Pelagomonadales; Pelagomonadaceae
Source: the annotation of a GenBank genome assembly
AUGGGUGCAGGUGUGUCGACGGAGGGCGCACCACUGUCCGAAGUGGCCAUCAAAAAUGAAAUCGGCGUGCUGUACGACGCGGAAAAGAAGAAAGCGUUUGAUGCCGCCGCGACCGAGGGCGCGGACGGAACGCGCACGGUGCCGUGGCCCAAGUUAGAGGCCUACGCCAAGGAGCACGACGAGCGCGCGCUCGACCCGCGGAAAUGCAUGUUUCACAACCUGAAGGCGUUCAAGGCCGCGCGGGAGCAGAUCGACGAGAUCGCGAUCGUGCACAUCAAGGGUGAUGUGAAGAAGAUCCCGUGGGUGGGCAAGAAUUUAGGAGACGAGUGUCGCCAAUGCGGCCUCGACGGCGAGCCGGCCGCGUCGCUCGACGCGCUGUACGAGGUCGCCGCGCUGGCGCGCGUGCAGUUCGAGGAGAUCAUGACGGCCGCGUGCCCUGAAAGCGGUGUGAAGCUGAUGUUCGCGCCGCUGAAGGGCCGCGACCGUGCCGGCGCCAAGGCGCGCGACGAGUACAAGGACAAGACGGCGCCGUGCUACAGUUGGCUCUUCGACAUUACGCGCGGCGCGGCCCUCUGUCAGACGGAGGACGCCAUCGUGCAGCUCUACGCAUCGCUCGAAGCCGACGACCGCGUUGAUAUCGUGCGGACGAAGAACCGGUUCGCGCCGCCGCUCUUCAACGGCUACCAGGACAUCUUGAUGAACGUCGCCGUGAAAGUCGAGAACGUGACGCACAUGUGCGAGCUACAAAUUCAUCUCAUGCCGAUCAAAGAGUCGGAGGCGCUACACCGGAGCCACACGGUCUACGAGUACUUUCGGUCGUUUUUCUUGGGCAAUUCAGAUGCUGUCGCGCAGCGGCUCGAGAUGCUGUGCAAGCUGCCCGUCGACGAGGUUAACGGUGUGGAGGAGUUGGUGGACCACGUGCUCGGGUACGACGCGGACGCGAGUUUGCUUGACGGCCUCUGCGAGUUGCUCGAGUCGAUUCAGGAGUCCGCAGGCGUCGUGAAGGUCCGGGAAGCUAUGUUAGCGAAGCAGGAGCGAGCGUUCGGUGCGGAGAGCAAGGCGGUGGGCGUGGCGCUGUGGGAUCUUGGGCUCGCGUACGGGGACCUUGGCGACAAUGCCAAGAAGCUCGAGGUCUUGGAGCGCGCGCUCCCGAUCUACGAGCGCGAGCACGGUAGAGAUAGUACGAACGUGGCCGGCUUGUUGACUGAUCUCGGGAAUACGUACAUGGGCCUCGGCGACUACGCCAAACAGCGAGACAUACUGGAGCGGGCGCUCGCGAUCGAAGAGCGUGAGUACGGUAGCGAUCACACGAGGGUUGCCGUCGUGCUGACGAACCUCGGGAGUGCGUACGGCUACUUAGGCGACUACGCCAAGACGCGCGACAUGCUGGAGCGCGCGCUCCCGAUCUUUGAGCGGACGUACGGCCGCGACCACCCGGACGUGGCCGUCACGCUGGGGAACCUCGGGGUCGUUUACGGUAGAUUAGGCGACCAGGCGAAGAGGCGAGACAUGCUGGAGCGCGCGCUCGCGAUCAAGGAGCGGGCGUACGGCCGCGACCACGCGAAAGUGGCCCAGACACUGACGAACCUCGGGAACGCGUACGGCAACCUAGGCGACCACGCGAAGUCGCGAGACAUGCUGGAGCGCGCACUCGCGAUCAAGGAGCGGGCGUACGGCCGCGACCACCCGGAAGUGGCCAUCACGCUGGAUAACCUCGGGAACGCGUACGGCGCCUCAGGCGAAUACGCGAAGGCGCGUGACGUGCUGGAGCGCGCGCUCGCGAUCUUCGAGCGGACUUACGGCCGCGACCACACGAGCGUGGCCGGGACGCUGACGAACCUCGGGAACGCGUACGGCGACUUAGGCGACCACGCGAAGAGUAGAGACGUGCUGGAGCGCGCGCUUGCGAUCAACGAGCGGACGUACGGCUGCGACCACCCGGAAGUGGCAUUGAUACUGGGCAGCCUCGGUAUGGCCUACGGCGAACUAGGCGACGCCGCCAAGAAGCGAGAAUACGUAACGCGCGCGGUGAAGAUUUUCGAGGGCGCGUACGGCCCCGACCAUCCUCACGCCAAGUUUUACAAGAACGUACUGAAUGCAAUGUGA